ACCUGUAUAGUCACUGAUCUAGGCAGAAGCUGAGUAUUCCCUCUCCCGCAGAAACACCACUUUCUAAUGGCGACCUCCGCCGUGCUCAGAUCCAUCCGCCGCCGCGAUCCAGCUUCCUCUCUCAUCUCCGCCUACAAAAACUUCAGUGCAAAUACCAGUUCAUCAUGUGCACCAGCAUUUACUGAUCCUAGAUAUGGGAGCCUUGUUAGGAACUUUAGCUCAAAAUCUGCCGGAUAUUCAAUUAGUGGUAUUGAUUUUGGUUCCAUGAACUCCCAUGGCUCUAUUAUGGGGAGCAAGGUCACCCCAUCCGUGGCUGCUUUUUACCAGAAAGGAUUGUUUGUUGGUGUGCCAUCCAAACAUCAUGAGUUUUACCGGGAUUUCUCAACGAUUGCAGCAGACAAACAUGACAACUUAGCUGAUGACAAUAAAAAGGUCCUUCGUCCAUUAUCACCUCAUCUUCCAGUGUAUAAGCCUCAGACCAAUUCAACCUCAUCUAUUCUUAACCGAUUCUCUGGAGCUUAUCUUGCUGCUCUUGUGGUUGGUUUUCAUGUUCUCUACCUGAAAGCCGGCUCGGUUAGUCUCAGCUACAGUAACUUCUACCAAUUCUUUUUCUAUUCAUCAAAGCUAAGCCAACUUUCUCUCGAGAUAGCUGCUGUGGCCAUGGCCUAUCACGUGGUCUACGGGGUCCGUCAUCUGGUGGGAGAUUUCUCGCGAUACCUCUUUCCUAAAAUAGGGCGAAGCAAGUUGAAAUGAGGUAAUAAUACUAGAACUGGUAGGAGAACGGGUUUUCUGGAAUAAAUAAAAACACUAGAAACGGUGCUGCCCAGAUUGGUAGUGCCUGUAUGGGUCUUAGAACCGUUAUAUUUUUCUCCCACACCCACAUGUGCGUGAGAGAGAUCCAAUGGUGAACUGGCUCAUAUGGGCACCGCCCGGGCUCCUCUUCCGUGCAAUUUGCACAUGACAUACAUAAGCAAUUGGUUAGUAGGGUUGUGUACUUGGUUUGCCUGGGUUUAAUCUCAACUUUACUUACUUUUAAGUGGAAAUGGCUCAUGAAAGUUUUUGCCUGCUGUGGUCUUGAACUGGCCAUGCAAUGUUUUCUUCUGCAUUGAUAAAUAAAUAUUGUGGUUUGGAUUUAGCAUUCCUUUUAGAUGUAACAUUUCUAGCAAGAGUCAUGCUAGGGAUACACCAAAUCGUAUAUUUCAUUUGUAUACCGUUGAUCAUAAUCAUUGUAUU
Messenger RNA from Cuscuta campestris, 1233 nucleotides. The record is from the annotation of a GenBank genome assembly. Lineage: Eukaryota; Viridiplantae; Streptophyta; Magnoliopsida; Solanales; Convolvulaceae.